This is a messenger RNA of Gorilla gorilla gorilla (western lowland gorilla), 1234 nucleotides long. RefSeq names its product neuronatin (gene NNAT). Gene Ontology annotation, cellular component: cytoplasm. NCBI's taxonomy places the organism in Eukaryota, Metazoa, Chordata, Mammalia, Primates, Hominidae. The record is from RefSeq and is a predicted model, not a curated record. Gene Ontology annotation, biological process: brain development; positive regulation of insulin secretion. The transcript is spliced from 3 exons. The coding region runs from base 55 to 300 and encodes 81 amino acids.
AGCGGAUCUCGGCAAACCCUUUUUCUCGACCACCCACCUACCAUUCUUGGAACCAUGGCGGCAGUGGCGGCGGCCUCGGCUGAACUGCUCAUCAUCGGCUGGUACAUCUUCCGCGUGCUGCUGCAGGUGUUCCUGGAAUGCUGCAUUUACUGGGUAGGAUUCGCUUUUCGAAAUCCUCCAGGGACACAGCCCAUUGCGAGAAGUGAGGUGUUCAGGUACUCCCUGCAGAAGCUGGCAUACACGGUGUCGCGGACCGGGCGGCAGGUGUUGGGGGAGCGCAGGCAGCGAGCCCCCAACUGAGGCCCCAGCUCCCAGCCCUGGGCGGCCGUAUCAUCAGGUGCUCCUGUGCAUCUCGGCCAGCACGGGAGCCAGUGCCGCGCAGGAAUGUGGGGUCCCCUGUGUUCCCUCGCCAGAGGAGCACUUGGCAAGGUCAGUGAGGGGCCAGUAGACCCCCGGAGAAGCAGUACCGACAAUGACGAAGAUACCAGAUCCCUUCCCAACCCCUUUGCACCGGUCCCACUAAGGGGCAGGGUCGAGAGAGGAGGGGGGAUAGGGGGAGCAGACCCCUGAGAUCUGGGCAUAGGCACCGCAUUCUGAUCUGGACAAAGUCGGGACAGCACCAUCCCAGCCCCGAAGCCAGGGCCAUGCCAGCAGGCCCCACCAUGGAAAUCAAAACACCACACCAGCCAGCAGAAUGGACAUUCUGACAUCGCCAGCCAACGCCCUGAAUCUUGGUGCAGCACCAACCGCGUGCCUGUGUGGCGGGACUGGAGGGCACAGUUGAGGAAGGAGGGUGGUUAAGAAAUACAGUGGGGCCCUCUCGCUGUCCCUUGCCCAGGGCACUUGCAUUCCAGCCUUGCUGCAUUUGCUCUCUCGAUUCCCCUUUCCUCCUCACUGCCUCCCAAGCCCACCCUACUCCAAAAUAAUGUGUCACUUGAUUUGGAACUAUUCAAGCAGUAAAAGUAAAUGAAUCCCACCUUUACUAAAACACUUUCUCUGAACCCCCCUUGCCCCUCACUGAUCUUGCUUUUCCCUGGUCUCAUGCAGUUGUGGUCAAUAUUGUGGUAAUCGCUAAUUGUACUGAUUGUUUAAGUGUGCAUUAGUUGUGUCUCCCCAGCUAGAUUGUAAGCUCCUGGAGGACAGGGACCACCUCUACAAAAAAUAAAAAAAGCACCUCCCCUGUCUCGCACAGUGUCCCAGGACCCUGCGGUGCAGUGGAGGCGCACCAAAACUU